Melanotaenia boesemani (Boeseman's rainbowfish) is the source of this 5562-nucleotide messenger RNA. It is a transcript of the gene e2f1, whose product is annotated as E2F transcription factor 1. Bases 1134 to 2495 code for a protein of 453 amino acids. The record is from RefSeq and is a predicted model, not a curated record. Lineage: Eukaryota; Metazoa; Chordata; Actinopteri; Atheriniformes; Melanotaeniidae. The transcript has 7 exons. Gene Ontology annotation, molecular function: protein dimerization activity; DNA-binding transcription factor activity, RNA polymerase II-specific; RNA polymerase II cis-regulatory region sequence-specific DNA binding. Gene Ontology annotation, cellular component: Rb-E2F complex. Gene Ontology annotation, biological process: regulation of transcription by RNA polymerase II; G1/S transition of mitotic cell cycle.
AAAGAUUUCGCGCGAAAACCGUCCAAGGGUUGUUUAGAUGUAGAUCAGCUGGGACAAUAACAACAAUAACGGGUGAUAACGGGGUCGAAACGGCGCUUUCACAAAUGGAUUGCGCCCGUGGUGAGCAGCCAAAGGACCAUCGGCUCCGGUUUUAAAGUAUGCGCUUGUAUUUCGACUGUUUUGUUUCCCUGUAUUUCCACUUUUGUCGGACUGCUUCCUGCGUGCCCCAACAAAACGAGGGAAUAGAAGAACUACGGCUAAUCACUAAAGCUAACAUGCUAAUUUGCCCUAUAUUUUAAUAUUCAACUUUAUCACUGUGCGUUCUUAUGGACUAACGAUCGUUUUGAUAAAUAUACACUCGAAGAUGCUUUUGAGUUACAACGAUGGCCUUUACCUUGUAGAUAUUCUGUAUUGGUAGCUUAGUUCUGUAAGCUGUUUUAAAGUUUUCAUAGCGUCUUAAUUAAGACUUAUAUAUGGGUGUAAGGAGAAAUUAUAUAGUUUUAAAGUUGUGACUUGCUAGUUUCGCGGUUGCACGAGGUUGAUGAACUUUGUUGGUGAGUCAUAAGCUAGCUGGUUAGCUGAGUUGGUAGCGGUGAUAAGGGCAGUGUGGCCAGGCCUCGGUUGUACUCUGCUGACAUAAGACACGAAUACAAAAGACUAGCUUCCAGCCUUGUUAGCUCGCUAAUCUCCCGUUUUUAUCGGUCCCUCGUUUAAUUUGCGACCCCUUCUGUGAUAAUAGAUCAGCGUUUUAGCAUCGAGCCGCAUUGGUAGUAUGCAUUUGGCAACGUUAUUUCAUUUGGCAAAUUUCCUGUUUGGCGGAACGUCCUGUCUUAUUGUUUCACUGUCAGUUUAGAUUUGAUUCAGCUCAUUACUUGCAAUAGUUUUCACUUAAAUUAAAAUUCUAUAGUAAUAGCUUGUCUGUUAAUAGCAAGCAAAGGAGGAACAGUUUGAAAAAUGUCAAAUGGCCAGUAAACUCCUGCAAGCAAACUCAAAAGAGAGUUCUCUUUUGUUUCACAAGUUCACAGACUACAGUAAAUGCCAGUAGGUGCUGACACUCCUUCAAACUGCAUCUUAGUUUGUGACUCCUCAGCACAGCCAUUGUCUAGUGAAGGAGCACUCUGUGACACAGUGCGAUGUCAGAGACUCUGAUAACAGGACAGACAUCUGAGGAUCUGUUGGCAGACUUUGAGACUUUACUGAACUCUGGGAGUAUUGACCUGGGUGAGGACCACCAGAUAGUGAUCAUCACCAGCCCCAGCAAUGAGGGACUCCACCCUGCCACUGCCCCAACUACUACGGGGGAAAUCCUGCUGUUUGCGACGCCACAGGGCCCCGCUGAUGUGGGGGUCCAGGACAAGAGACGACCGACUCUGGGAAGACCUCCGGUUAAGAGAAAACUGGACCUGGAUAGUGACCAUCAGUAUGUCAGCACCACUCGACCGUCGACAGGCCAAGCACCACCUUCCACACCUGCUCCUCCUAGAGUUCCACGAAAUGCAACAGAGAAGUCGCGGUAUGACACCUCCUUGAACCUGACCACCAAGCGCUUUCUAAACCUGUUGUCUCAAUCGGCCGAUGGCGUGGUGGACCUGAACUGGGCCUCUCAGGUCCUGGAUGUCCAGAAGAGACGCAUCUAUGACAUAACCAACGUCCUUGAGGGAAUCCAGCUUAUUUCCAAGAAGUCAAAGAACAACAUCCAGUGGCUUGGUAAUCGAAUUGAUGCAUCCCUGGUGUCCCGUCAUAAGGAGCUACAGAGGGAGGUGUGUGACCUCACAGAGGCUGAGGAGCAGCUGGAUGAGCUCAUUUCCAAAUGUCACCUGCAGCUCCGGCUGCUCACAGAGGACCCACAGAACAAGAAGCUGGGUUAUGUUCGCUGCCAAGACCUAAGGCAGUCAUUCGACUCCCCAGACCAGCUGGUCAUGGUGAUCAGAGCUCCACCAGAGACCCAGAUGCAAGUUUCAGAGCCCAGCGAGGGCUACCAAGUGUCGCUAAAGAGCACAAGAGGUCCAAUCGAUGUCUUCCUUUGUCCAGAAGACAGCUCCGGCGUGUGCAGCCCUGUGACAGGAAGCAGUCCUUCAAAAGCAAACAUUGACCCUACCCAUGUCCCUCCUUCUGCACAAACUGUUGAGCAGCCACAACCCAGAACAUGCACAGCAGCCCAAGAGGUGGCUGUAUCAUCACCAACAUCCACAUCAUCCACGGUGACGGCAGCCUCGCAGCAGGAAUCAUCAUCGCUGGUGUUAGGUGGUGAUACAGAAUCCAUCCUGGAAGGCGACCCCUUCUCCACCCUUGGAGAUAUUGGUGACUUUGACCUCUCACCCCUUUCAUCAUCGGACUUCCUGAACGUUGAGGGCCUUCCUCUCCCAUUGGACAGUUUCAUCAACCUGUCCCCCCCUCACAGUCACGAUUACCACUUCGGCCUGGAGGACCACGAAGGCAUCAGUGAACUGUUUGAUUGUGACUUUGACUUGUCACAUGUUUUGGGGGACGGUUAGCUGAAAAGGAAGAGGAAGCAACUAAUUCUCAAUUUUGGACCUGACCUCUGAAGGAGCGCUGCAAAGCAACAUUUUAUUGAUUUUAUUUGUCAAUAAGCCACAAUUUAUGAUUUAACCGUGAGCUUUGAAAAAAUGUUGUGUGUUGCAAUCCUCAAAAUACCACCCCAACUGCAAAAUCUUGAUUUUCCUAAAUUGUACAGAAUAUUAUCAGCACUUCUAUGUGGCCAUUUUUAAAUUUUAGACCAAGGCCUGGCUUUAGCAUAGCUAUUUAAAUUAUUUAUAUGAAUGUUAUUUUGAUAUUUUGUGAGGUUUUGGAAGUUGUUAAUGUUUUAUCCAAGUGGAUAGUGGAGGUGUUUGUGUGCCUGUGUGAUAUUUGGACUCUUAGGGUUGGUUAAUUUAACACUGAUUCAUGCACAUACCAGAACUGAAGCCUCAGUUUCUGUAAAGGAGGGGAAAAGGUUGCAUCACACAGCUGUCGUAUAGAUUCAGGGAUCAACCUUUUAAAAAGCAUCUUGGAAGUUUGAUGCAGUUUCACACACCUUGACAGGUUUAUUUUAUGAGAAUGGAGCAAAAUGGACUCACCCGAAUAAUUUAAAACACUGGAAUCUUGAAAUACUGGAUCUUACAAUGUUAUUGUCUUUUUGAGACUGUUACAUUGAAGGCUCCAGCCAGGUUUUCAACAUCUUCCACAGUGGAUUAACAGCAUUCUCCCUCCCAAUCACCCAGUAAAAAAUGCUCAAAACAUGUUAACUAAUUUAAGCUGUAUGAACCUUAUUAAGGAACUGAAUUUCUAUGUUAUAGUUUUCUUAACAAAUGGUAACAAAAUUCUUACAAGAUACUAAAAUUUGGUCAGUUUUGGUUUGAAGAGCACAUAUUACCAUUAAAUAAACCUUUCCAUAUUGUUUUUUAAAAUUUUAAGUUCUCCAAAGUAAUUUAAGAUCAUACAACCCAAAGGUAGACACUUUGGUGUGACAUAACGUGGCUCUUAGGGGGGAAAAUCGAGCAAAAUUUGAAGGGUGUUUCUGUCCGAGUGAAGGAAACUAACUGAUAAUGGACGACUGUAGUCAUGCUUGCGGGUAAAAUCUAAUACUGAUCAUGUUCUCUAGUAGUUGAGUAGACCAGUGGUUCCCAACUUGGGGUCCCCCAAAGAGCACAGGGUGUCCCUGAGGCUUUGACCAUUAGCAGCCAUUGUGAUUAAUGUCCACACAUUGUCCCUCUUAAGAAGAAAACGUAAGACUCUGUGUUAAUUUAAUUAACUUAAUUUAACUUUGGCUUUAUCAAAGGACAGAACUACAUUAUUUAUGGUGAGACUCUCACCAUAAAGUAUGGUUUUAGCACAGGUUGGGGCUUUUGGUGUAUGCAUGAAGUGGGAAAUGGGUUGGGAACCACUGGAGUAGGUGAUUAGCCAUAGUCUUAGGUGUCCAGCUCAAAGUCUUAAAGCUUUUUGAUGCAAACACGUAUGAGUGUUAUGUAGUUGGCUUUGGUGUAGGCUUUAACAUGUGUGGGUUUUACAUUUUUAUUUUUCUAUCUCUUUUGGGCAAAAGAGAAGUUCACCAGAGGCCUCCAGACAGAAAUCUCCAAACUCCAAGCAGGUUUUUGAGCUUUUACAUUCAUGGAGACCUCACACGUGUUCAGUGUGAGGUGUGCGUGAUUCUGCGUGAAUCAAAGCGCAGCUGCAUCUUUUUUUUAUUGAGCUGCGCUGGCUUUUGGAAGGAUUAAGUAGAAGUUGUGGACUUGUUAAAGGAAUUCAGAACAGGUUUAUUAUUGUUAUUAUUCAGUAUAUGCACUUCAGAUCAGCUCAGAAAGUUAAUGUUCAUGCCUUAAAUCAAUAAACUAUCAGGUUAAGGAUGGUUCAUCUUAUCUUGGCUUUUAAUGAUCAAUUAGUUUUUCUGCAGUUUUUGCAUCAGGCUUCAUCUACACAUUAUGCACCUUUUUUUUCCCUUCUCAGCUGACAUAAGCAUAAGAUACGUGUUCCUUAGUAUAGCAUGAAAGUGUCCUGCUACCUGUUAUGUAUUGUUGUACAUAAGAAGGAUCAAUUUUUUCUUUCUUGUCUUAAGUUAUGUAAGCUAACAUUUUCACAUUCUUUAAGUGUUGGAUUUUAGUGUGUGGUUUUGUGUGUGUUGUUUUUUCUGUUUAAUAUUUAUUUAAAAGGGGUAUAAAUAGAAAAAAGGUACCUGUAAGUUUCAUUCAUUUUUCUGUCAGGAAAGGACUUUAGUGAUUCCCUACCUACCUACAGAUAAAUGUUCAAAUUUGCCUUUCAGUAGUAAAAAAGUAUUUUUUUAUCAGAAUGUAUAAAAACUUUUUUGCUAUUGUCCUGUUAAAUCAUCGGCUCUGUCAAAACCUUAAAAUUCAGCAUCCAUCAUAAAUGUCAGAAAACAUUUUAACUGACUUAAGAAAGCCAUUAAAACUGGAGGCUUUGAUUCUGCUGCACAGAACCUUGAACUGUUGGUGUCGUUGCCGUUUUUGGUUUUGGUUCCCUGCAGGACUAAUGCAGUGCCUUGCUGAGAAAAGGGUUCAAAUCAAAACUUUUGUGUGUGCUUUGUAGUGAGAGAAUGCAUGGUUUGUGGGUGUUUUGUGUAGGAUUUGUUGGCGUUUUUGUUUGGGAAAGUUUGCACCUUCUGUUUAAAAAAAAAAAAAAAAACAAACAAAAAACUGCAGAUGUUUGGAAUCGGAUUAAAACUCAUGGAUGUUGCUUGUAUUAUGAGAAAAACUGUUUUUUCACAAAUAAGGACUCAGAUUUGUAUUGAAUUUCUUAAACAUAUUUUUGAUUCCGGCUUUAUAACACUAUAAAAUACUAAUUUUUCCAUUUUUUCCCCUCUUUUCUGGCUUCUUUUGGAUACAAACAGGCAAAUGCUAUGACAGGACGUCAUCUUUUUGUCAGUCCUGCUGUAAAGACCCUUUAAUGGAAACUGGUUUAUCUGGAAACCAAAUCCUUUUUUUUUUUUUUUUUUUUUUUUUUUUUUUAGAAAAAAAGUGGCUUUGUAUUUGUAAAUUUCUAAUUGGUCCCAGUAUGCUCUUUUGUAUGAAAUUGUCUUUGACAUAAAUAAAGUGAACUAUUUUGAUUUGA